UCUCACAGGUCCAUGGGGUUGGUGGUGUCCAGAGAAACCCAGCACAUGGGUGUGCCAUACUAUGUGGAUAAGGGUUUUGAGAACGAAUACCGCGGUGCUGCCCUGGAAGAGCUGGAGAAGACUAUUGAGAGCGACUAUAUUGACCAUCUACAGAGCAGCUGCUGGAAAGAGAAGCAACAGAAAUCUGAUCUAGCUAAUCUGGGCCAACUGUACCGAGAUGAGCGGCUGAAGCAGAAGGCCGAGACCAUGAAGUUGGAUCACUGUGACAAGCUGCACCGCUUCAUGGGACGACAGAGAGGAGACUGAGGUUGCGUCGCCCUCCCAGACAGCGUGGUCUGCCUAAUCAAAGAGCUUUUAGUGUUGGUUAUAUAUUUCAAUUUACUCGGGUGGGUCACCUUUUUGGGAAGG
Messenger RNA from Sinocyclocheilus anshuiensis, 408 nucleotides. RefSeq names its product dnaJ homolog subfamily C member 18-like. Gene Ontology annotation, molecular function: Hsp70 protein binding. Gene Ontology annotation, biological process: cellular response to misfolded protein. The record is from RefSeq and is a predicted model, not a curated record. Bases 13 to 306 code for a protein of 97 amino acids. The transcript is spliced from 2 exons. Gene Ontology annotation, cellular component: endoplasmic reticulum membrane. Lineage: Eukaryota; Metazoa; Chordata; Actinopteri; Cypriniformes; Cyprinidae.